AGUUCCAAGUUUGGAGCUUUUAGCUGCCAGCCCUGGCCCAUCAUGUAGCUGCAGCACAGCCUUCCCUAACGUUGCAACUGGGGGAAAAAUCACUUUCCAGUCUGUUUUGCAAGGUGUGCAUUUCCAUCUUGAUUCCCUGAAAGUCCAUCUGCUGCAUCGGUCAAGAGAAACUCCACUUGCAUGAAGAUUGCACGCCUGCAGCUUGCAUCUUUGUUGCAAAACUAGCUACAGAAGAGAAGCAAGGCAAAGUCUUUUGUGCUCCCCUCCCCCAUCAAAGGAAAGGGGAAAAUGUCUCAGUCGAAAGGCAGGAAGCGAAACCCUGGCCUUAAAAUUCCAAAAGAAGCAUUUGAACAACCUCAGACCAGUUCCACGCCACCUCGAGACUUAGACUCCAAAGCUUGCAUUUCUAUUGGAAAUCAGAACUUUGAGGUGAAGGCAGAUGAUCUGGAACCAAUAAUGGAACUGGGGCGAGGUGCGUACGGGGUCGUGGAGAAGAUGCGACACGUGCCCAGCGGGCAGAUCAUGGCGGUGAAGCGGAUCCGGGCCACAGUAAAUAGCCAGGAGCAGAAAAGGCUACUGAUGGAUUUGGAUAUUUCCAUGAGGACAGUGGACUGUCCUUUCACAGUCACCUUUUAUGGUGCACUCUUCCGGGAGGGUGAUGUUUGGAUUUGCAUGGAACUCAUGGAUACGUCGCUAGAUAAAUUCUACAAACAAGUGAUUGACAAAGGCCAAACAAUUCCAGAGGACAUCUUAGGGAAAAUAGCAGUUUCUAUUGUAAAGGCGUUAGAACAUUUACACAGUAAGCUCUCUGUCAUUCAUCGAGACGUCAAGCCUUCCAACGUGCUGAUCAACACUCUGGGCCAAGUAAAGAUGUGCGAUUUUGGAAUCAGUGGCUACCUUGUAGACUCAGUCGCUAAAACCAUUGAUGCAGGAUGCAAACCGUACAUGGCCCCCGAAAGAAUAAACCCAGAGCUCAAUCAGAAGGGAUAUAGUGUGAAGUCUGACAUUUGGAGUCUGGGCAUCACAAUGAUUGAGUUGGCGAUCCUUCGGUUUCCCUAUGACUCUUGGGGAACUCCCUUCCAACAGCUCAAACAGGUGGUAGAGGAGCCCUCACCACAGCUCCCGGGAGACAAGUUCACCGAAGAGUUUGUUGACUUUACCUCACAGUGCUUGAAGAAGAAUUCCAAAGAACGGCCAACAUAUCCAGAACUUAUGCAACAUCCAUUUUUCACCCUACACGAAUCCAAAGCAACAGACGUGGCAUCUUUUGUAAAAUUGAUUCUUGGAGACUAAAUACCGUGGACUCAAUUGGUUGGCCCUCCUGUGGAUUGGUGGGUUUACAGGGUGAAGCAGGUUCACUAAAGCACCAAUAGAAACUCAUCCUUGAGAUAAUUUAAUCCUGCCUCUCAGAAGGUUGUUUUCCCCCAUUUUCUGUCCUUUUCUUUUCCUUUUUUUCCCCUCCAAAGGGGGCCUUGGAAUCUAUAGUAUAGAAUGAACUGUCUAGAUGGAUGAAAUAUGGCAAAGGCUUAGGACUUAAAAAGGUGAUUAAAUAUUUAAUGAUGUGUCAUAUGAGUCCUUAAGCUUCUCAGACUUCUCUUGUUCUUCAUAAAACGAAUGCAUUGGCCCUGGUCAAAAGGUGCUACCGUAGUGAUGAAAUUGUAAGUAGAUCUGUAGUCUGUCCCACUUAUUAUUUUAAUAUUUAUGUUUAAGUGCUUGGUUGAAAAGAUUCCAUUUUAUGCAAGGAGGGAGAUACAAGAGGCAAGGUUGGGUUGGCAAUAUUUAUAGGGCUUUUAUUUUUAAGUUCAGUCGUGUCUGUGGUCCAGAGGAAACUAUUUAAUAUGCAUCUUUAAGAGUAUUAUAACAAUGACAGUGAGGAGCUCUUCUUUGUAAAACACCUGUUCCAGCUGUUGUGGCUGCUUGCCACAUCCUUAGAUUUCUGCUCAACUCCUGGGUAGUAACCACAUAUUUCAGGUGAAGUGGUGAGGUAUCCCAGUCAUACCCUUUCCCCAACUUUGGGAAACAUAAAAUCACUUUUGUCACAUCUCAGAGUCACGAGUUGGGUUCUCUUGGCCUUUGUGGUAUUAAUGGAAUGUGAUUCCUGAUGCAGUUUUUUAAUCACCUAUCUACCCUUCUACACGUGUGCCUGUGUAUAUUUGCUAAGUCCCACGCUCCGCCAAGUGGCUUCUGUGGACAUCUCUACUUAGCGAGGAGGAUAUAUGUCAGUUCUGAGAGGAGAUGUCAUGUCAAACCACACUGGGAAUUGGUGCCUUCUUCUGCUUCUGUCCCUCCUUACAAUGCAUAAGCCCCAAGGUUUGCCUUUGUGUUAAGAUGCGCUUUUUGCUUUCUUCUCUUCUCCCCCCUUGUUCAAUAAAGAAGCCUUACUAUUGACGGGAGGGCUGCAAUACAAGAAAAUAAAAGUUCUUUGACAGGAUAGGAGAUAAUGGGGAAGGUUGAAUUAGUUCCUAGGAAUAGACGGCCCGAUUGCCAGUGGUUGAGGCCACAUUUCACUUCAGUAGCACACAGCAGCACGGGGUAGCACUCCGUAGGAGGCUAGUGCCAUUAUGGGUUCCUGGCAGGUUGACAACGCAGUGAAAGCUCUUUCUUAAGACUAAAUAUGCCCCUAGGUUCUCUAGGUUCCUUGAUGAAAAGUGAGUGAAUUGAUGCAGGGAAGCUGUAAACCGAUAAUAACCAGCAAACAUGGCUUUUGGACGUUGGGUUUACACGAGGCUAUUCUUGAAGGACAACGAUGGAGAAUUUUGGUGAGAAAGGAAGAAGAGAACUCCCUCUCUUUCUUUUCUUUGCCUCAAGUUCACAGAUAUGGAGAUUAUUCCUCCUGAAAAUCUUCUCUUCUUUCCCUUUUAGAUUUUGAAAUGUAGUCGUUAGUUUUUCUGUGUCUGCAUUUUCCCCUUGUUCUUGUCUUUUGUCUGGCUCAGAGCAGUUGCCCAGAGCGAGUAUGGCCCUCCCGUACCUUCUUUGUAUCCCUAGUUCCAAGAGAUACCUGUUUGAUCAAAUGUAGUUUCAUCUUCUUUAAAGCUACCUCUGUUCCUCAUCUUCUUCCAGCCGGGAAAAGUGUAUUAUCCUAGUGAUUAUGGCCAUUCUCUUUCUCACCUACCUUACUAAAUUGGGCGGUUUCCCUUGUUGAGACCAAGAGAAAAAAAACAUCACAACUGUAUUCCUUCUUUUCUUCAUCUGUUUAAUGAAAAAAGCAAGUAGUAGAAAACUCGGAGGUCCCUCCGUCACAGCUUUUGGCGGAGUAUGUAAGGCAAAGCCUCGUUCUGGUCUGAGUCAGACAACUCAUACCUGUUGUUCAGUGCGGUUUCUACUUAGAAAUAUUCUUAACCGAGUGUGUUCUCAUGCAUUCGCCUCUCCAGUUUGUGAACCCAGGGCCCAAACUUGCAAAACAAUCGUACUGAGACAGAGAAGGAGUUUGUCAAUGGUUCUCAACCUGAUGCACACUGGAAUCAACUGGGAGCUGGUGAACACCGCCUGUGCCAAGUUUGGGAUUUCAUUGGUCCAGGGUGGGGCCUGGGAAUUGGCAUAUUUCACACGCCAUGUCAGAGAGGGUGUGUUCCUGGAAUACUGACUUGGAACUUGGAAUACAUUGUCCCCAUAGAAAUGAUGUACAACAUGGUGAUUAGAUAUCUUAUGUGCUCAAGUAGAAUGGCUUGCUAGACUUACAAGUCUAAAUUCUAGAGUGUGUGUGUGUGUGUGUGUGUGUGUGUGUGUGUGUGUGAACCGUGUUAUAAGUUCUAAACUAAUUUUAAAAUAAAGAGAGAGAUGUGUAAACCAUAUUUAAGUUGAUAUAAGUUGGAAGGUCUCCUGUACAUACACACAGGUCACUCGACCCUCUAUAUUACUCCACUCAUUGUGCAUCAGCAUUAUUAUUGUUUGUGGUUACCUUUGGUUGAUUAGCUUUUUAAUUGUGGUCCUACCCUCCUGUGCUCUUUGUUAGUCCUGAAAUGUCAGACGUCCAAGUCUAGGACAUGAAAUACUCAUUAGCCUCAGCAUUUGAGGAAGCCAGCCCUGAGACUAACGCGACCCCUGGCUUCUCCAAGUGCAUUUGAUUUAGUGUCUUUGGAAGGUAGUCACAAAAGUGACAGAGAAGGGCUAAUGUUUUCAUAGUUUUUAACACUAAAAAUGCUUUUCUUGACCAAGAGGCUUCAUUAGCUCUGUUCAGAGAAACUACUCUGUUUCUCCCAAAGUCGUCUAACAAAAUGCUUAAUCUUUGGCUUAAAAGUGCAAUGGAUGCCCAGUUCCUGAUUUCCCCCCCAAAUGCUUGUUUUGGUGAUGUGACUGCCUGUGGCCUUGAAGGGAAGAUUCAUAUAUUCAUAAAAUUCAUUGGAGUUGGUGGUCAGAUCAAGUAAAAUGAAUUAAAUCUCUAUCGUGUUGGGGAUUUUGUCUUCUUAAUGCCUAUCUAUGACUUAGAGGGAGAUUUGCUGGCUUAAAAGCAACCUUCCAUUUUUUAUUGAAUUAGCAAAUAGAAGAUGCAGUUGUUAAUUGGACCCCUGAAAAUUUACAUAUUCAGGUGGAAAAAUGCCAGAGUAAAAUCUGGGAGGUGGAAGCUAUCAAACCAACCCUAUUAGAAUAGAAAAAAAGAGAGAUUUUAUUGUAGAAGGUCUGUGUUCCUCUUGUCUAGGGGUGUGUGUGUGUGUGCACGCAUGUGUGUGUGUUUUAGCACUGUUAAUAUGCUGGCAGCUAAAGAUGCUCUUUGGUUUUCUUUGGCUUUAAUUGGGGUACUCUGGAUUUCUUUAGGAAUCUGUUGAAAGCUAGGACCUUUUCCCUAGGAAAACGCACAUGGUACAUGGAACACGUAGUUUUGCAAACAUGUUUUGUUGAGGGGAGGGGAGUGGAGUGCAGUUUAUAGACCCCGCAGGAUCAAUAACCUCUGCUCUGCAGAAUGUGGGCUGUGACGUUCUAGACCAAGACUGGCAAAGUUUUUCUGUAAAGGGCCAGAUAGUAAAUAUUUUUGGCUUUGGGUUGCAUUAGUCUGUUACAACUACACAGGUCUGGGGUUGCAGUAUGGAAGCAUCCAUAAAUAAUACACAAAUGAA
Molecule: messenger RNA, 5051 nt
Organism: Leopardus geoffroyi (Geoffroy's cat)
Lineage: Eukaryota; Metazoa; Chordata; Mammalia; Carnivora; Felidae
Gene: MAP2K6
Product: mitogen-activated protein kinase kinase 6
Exons: 12
Coding region: 289-1293 (334 amino acids)
Biological process (GO): MAPK cascade; protein phosphorylation
Molecular function (GO): ATP binding; MAP kinase kinase activity
Source: RefSeq, a predicted model, not a curated record